GCAACACGCAUUAAAACUCAAACAAAAAGAGAUGGAGAUAGAGAAGUUUGCAAGUCUUUGAUUUCGUGUAGGAAACCAAACCCUAACAAAGGAUAGCCAAAAAAGCCUCUUCCUUUACCCUACUACAUAUAAAUUCAUACCUAUAUAGGAAGGUCGGAGUGGAAGUUUAGCCAUGGCCAAUGACAAAAGCUUGUUCAAGAAACAACAUGCUCUUGAGAGGAGGAAGGCAGAAGCUUUGCGAAUCAGGGAGAAGUAUCCGGAGAGAGUACCGGUGAUUGUGGAGAAGGCCGUAAAGAGUGACGUUCCUGACAUUGACAAGAAGAAAUACCUUGUGCCUGCUGAUUUGACUGUUGGACAAUUUGGUUAUGUUGUCCGCAAGAGGAUCAAGCUCGGUGCAGAGAAGGCUAUAUUUACCUUUGUCAACAACGUUUUACCUCCCCAAGCUGCCUUGAUGUCAGCAAUUUACGAAGACAACAAGGAUGAAGAUGGAUUCCUUUACAUGACCUACAGUGGAGAGAAUGCCUUUGGAUCUCACUAAGAAGAAAGCGCGAAUGUGAAUAGAACAUUAAAAAUGUAAAUUCGGUAGCUGGAGGCAACGAUCUGCUUAUCUACUAAAGUUUAUAGUUAAUCAUGCUCUUUGAGACUGCUGGGAUUGGUAUCGUUGGUGUAGUAUUUUACUUAUAUGACAUGUCAAGGGAUUUUAGAGAAUCGGUUACUUGAAUGUUAAUAAUUUCCAGCUUAAUCAGUUAUAUGCAUAUGAUCGUUCAGAAUUGCUUUUCCUGUGUUACCUUGACAGUUGAUACUUAUUGGGGUAGGCACAUGUACAAAGAAUGGCUCAAGCCUUUUGCAUUAAAGGAUAGAGAAGGCAGAGUACAACAAUAAACCCAAUCACUUGUAACAGAAGCAGUUUAAAUGACAAGCAAACCCAUUAUUAAUGUUUAAACUUCAGUUGAGGUCUUGGUAGAUUUCUUCUUCUGGCACUGAUUUUUGAUCCAUUUGAUGCCAUUGGUUGUGCCACUUUUGAUCUUUUCAGCGCCAGCCAUUGCUGCUACCUUAGCUUUGUUAAGUCCAGACUUGGUCUCUCCCUUGUUCUUGUUGUUGUCUUCCACGCUUUUGUUCUUGUUUUCAUCUUCCAAUGCGCCGAUACCUCCCGCGCCCCAUUGAUCCGCCCACCCAGGUGCUUCCGACGCCAUUU
This is a messenger RNA of Fragaria vesca subsp. vesca, 1195 nucleotides long. RefSeq names its product autophagy-related protein 8C-like. The record is from RefSeq and is a predicted model, not a curated record. The transcript is spliced from 5 exons. The coding region runs from base 173 to 538 and encodes 121 amino acids. Gene Ontology annotation, biological process: cellular response to nitrogen starvation. NCBI's taxonomy places the organism in Eukaryota, Viridiplantae, Streptophyta, Magnoliopsida, Rosales, Rosaceae.